This is a messenger RNA of Saccharomycopsis crataegensis, 1602 nucleotides long. Its product is annotated as chromatin structure-remodeling complex subunit RSC7. Gene Ontology annotation, cellular component: RSC-type complex; nucleus. NCBI's taxonomy places the organism in Eukaryota, Fungi, Ascomycota, Saccharomycetes, Ascoideales, Saccharomycopsidaceae. Gene Ontology annotation, molecular function: chromatin DNA binding. The transcript has a single exon. Bases 1 to 1602 code for a protein of 533 amino acids. The record is from RefSeq and is a predicted model, not a curated record.
AUGAGCCAGGAGACUAGUGUUAGCGGUGGCAACAAGCGUACAAUUGGCGAAGUGGAUAGUGUGCUGGAAUCGGAGGUUGUUGCUAAAAGCUCAAGAUUGGAGAAUGGAGAGUCCCAAGAAGUUGUUGCUGCUGAUAAAAAAGACCAACAAAACGUACUGAAAUCAGAAGAAGAAAAUAAUGAAGAAUCAGUUAGUGGAAGGAAGCUGGGGGACGAAAAAGAUGUAGAGGUUGAUAAAAAUAAACAAACACAGAAUGUUACAGAAAGAGCAGAGAAUUUGCCUAAAGAUGAAUUAAACGAAGAACAGGAUAAACAGGAAAGUGAACUAGCACAUAAAGAAGGUGGUGACGAUGAUGGUGAUGAUGAUGAUGAUGAUGAUAAUAAUAAUAAAGCAGAUGACUCGCUAGAUAUCAAGAAAGAAGACAAACUGAUGCUAGAUGAGGAAUUUGUACCGGAUCCAUUAGAUGAAAGGAAUGAAUCCGAAAAAAACGAAGAAUUGGAUAAUGAACCAUUAGAGGAUGAUUUGGAUCUUGAUGUUGACUCUUCCAAGGCUACCAGCACUGAGCCACCGGUGGCCAGCGUCACAUCGAAUUCAAAGUCAAAAGUACAGUUGAAGGAAAGCGAGACUGGUGAUGAGUAUGAUCUUGAGAUUGAUGAGAAAGGGGAAGCGAAGAUUGACCACGAGGGCAAUUUACUUGACGGUAGAACAUUUCGGAUUCCAACAUUCAUGAUCUCUCACAAAGGUACCAGGAAGUUUAUGUUGGCUACCAAAGUGGCUAGAACUUUAAAUCUUAGAGACUCUCAUAAUUUAUUCACCAAGUACCCCCAACUUUAUAAGAUUCCUUUAAACAUCAAAGAAAAAUUUGAAUUAAUUGACAGGAAGAUGUUGCCAGUGAGUUACAAAAGUCGAGCAGUGAAUCUCAUUUUCACCAGAUCGGUAUUCAAAGUAUUCGGGUCAAGAGUUAUUCUAAAUGGGAAAAAAGUCGACGAUGAUUAUUAUGAACAAAAGGCUAUUGAUAGAGGAGAAACUCGCGGGGAACCAGCGUACAUAGAUUAUACUCAUUUAGCACAAUAUCAAGAUGUUGGAGGACCAAAUAUCAAUACCAUCAAUAAUGCUCAGCAGCCACUUUCGCAGACCGUUGAUAUGGCAAGCAAAUUCCAAAUCAAAUCUAACCUUACUAAGACAUUAAUUACGGAAGAAAAUUGGAUGUUGAACCAUUGUCUUGCCUCGAAGCAAUUGGAUUAUGAUUGCAGUUAUGAUCGGUUCAAACUUUGGAAUUUGAAAAUGAUUGAACGAGAUCCUUACACGGGGGUGAAAUUUUUUCCAGGAAGAACCCAACCUUCUGUUGCCAAUUGGCAAAAGAUUAAACUUAUUGACGAAGAACAGCGAGAGGUCAAGCCGAAUUAUAUUAAGGAUGACCCAUCUAGUGGGAAACUAACCUAUCGUGCGGUUCUUGACUGUCCUAAUAUUUUGAAAAGUACGGGCUUACUUAAUGUUGAUGAAGGAAUUUUUGGUGAUGUUGUGACGCCAGAGGUAAAAGAAGCCAUACUAAGACAAAAAAGGGUUGAGAAAGAGGUUUUGGAGAAUAAUUAUAUGGUAUGA